AUGACCGCGGAGCAAGCUGAGAGGGAGCUGAGCAAGAUUUGGAAGGACGUCGACAGUUUCCUCAACGGCACCAGGGAAUGGACGCUGAAAAGGCAGCUUGUAAGGGCGACGGCUGGCCAUGUGCCUCUGGCGGUCACUAGCCUCACGUUGUGUUGCUUUCAGCACGGAGUGUCGGUCUACACCACGCCGUCCACCCGCUUCAAGGGUCGGGUCUACCGCGCUGACUGCACGAUCAACAUGGCGGCGCAGAAGAUCUUCGAUCUGAUCCACCCGACCGCUCCGUACCGGUUCAUGUGGGAUUUGAACGUCGAGAGGUGCGACCUGAUCUCCGAGGUGAUGCCGGUGAGUACCGCCAGUUACUACGGUGUUCUGUACGCUCCGUGCACCGUGGUGUGUUCACCCCACAGCGUUUGA
Soboliphyme baturini is the source of this 414-nucleotide messenger RNA. The record is from the annotation of a GenBank genome assembly. Lineage: Eukaryota; Metazoa; Nematoda; Enoplea; Dioctophymatida; Soboliphymatidae.